This is a messenger RNA of Dothidotthia symphoricarpi CBS 119687, 1188 nucleotides long. RefSeq lists its product as uncharacterized. The transcript has 2 exons. The record is from RefSeq and is a predicted model, not a curated record. NCBI's taxonomy places the organism in Eukaryota, Fungi, Ascomycota, Dothideomycetes, Pleosporales, Dothidotthiaceae. Bases 95 to 775 code for a protein of 226 amino acids. Gene Ontology annotation, cellular component: CTDK-1 complex. Gene Ontology annotation, biological process: positive regulation of DNA-templated transcription, elongation; positive regulation of transcription by RNA polymerase I.
CCAUCCCAACAACCCUAACACACGACACGCCAAACGCGCCUCUUGACCCGAGAAACUCCCCCCGAUCACCUCACGCCCCCCUCUCAAAAGCAAAAUGGCAGACCCCUUCGAAGUCCGCCAACGCUUCACAAACCUCCUCUCGCACCUCUCCGCCUCGCACACAUCGCUGCAAAAAGCCGCCCUAUAUGCGCUUAAGAACCGCGAAAUGGACGAGGACCUGCACUCGUGCAUCAUCGAGCAGCUCGAGCGCACGAACAUGAAUACGCGCGCGAAUAUCAUGUUCUUCAUUGAGUGUCUGUGCGAGAUGGCGGUCAAGGACGCUGCGGGGAGUGGGAAUAGCAGUGGGAAUGGGGAGGCGAGCGCGAUGGGGUUCGUAAGGAUGUUGCAGCGGGAUAUAUUGAGGGUUGUGGAGUGUGUGGUUGGGGAGGAGGGCGCGAAUGUAAGGGUUGUGCGGAAGGUCCUGCAUGCGCUGCAAGCUAAGGCUAUUCUGCUCCCUGAGACGGUCGCGGAACUCGAUGCUGUGCUUAAGUCGCGCGAGACGGAGAAUCCGCAGUUGUCGACUACGUCGCGUAUGGAUAAACGGCAGGUGGAGCAUCGCAUUGAGGAGGAUCGUGAGCGGCAUAAGAGGAUGCGGGAGAGUAUUUGGGCGGUGAAUGGCGAGGACGAGAAGGAGAUGGAGAGGCUGUGGGAGGAGGCGAGUGAUAUCGGGGAGGAUGAUUUCGUUGUCGGGAGGGAGGAUUGGGAAGAGAGGGGGCAGGCGGUUGCUUUUGGUUGAGGAUGCUGUGUUUAAGGGAGGAAAGGAUGUGGGCGUUUUGGGGGGUUUAUGCAUUGCAGGCGUUUGGAGAGAUACCAUGGGCAAACGACUGGCCUGAUGUUUUGCGCUGCAUUGCAUACAUACAUUCAUAAUUUCUGGACUUUGACCGAUGCUAUACAUAUCUGUACACGCCACGCCACGCAAUAUGCUAUGAUACAGUAUCAUUCAAUAAAGUGUCUCUACUCCAUGGCAACCGUCGCCCCCAGUGCCUUCAACGUCUCGACAAUCUUCUCCGCCUCCUCCUUGGGCACACCCUCCUUCAUCAUCUUCGGCGCGCUCUCCACAAACUUCUUGCUGUCCACCAAACUCAGCCCCAGCAUGGCCUUGAUCUCCUUGAUGACCUUUGGCUUCGCGCCCGCAUCGAACUUCUCAAG